Messenger RNA from Rhodamnia argentea, 2014 nucleotides. Its product is annotated as 3-ketoacyl-CoA synthase 12-like. Gene Ontology annotation, biological process: fatty acid biosynthetic process. Gene Ontology annotation, cellular component: membrane. Gene Ontology annotation, molecular function: acyltransferase activity, transferring groups other than amino-acyl groups. Lineage: Eukaryota; Viridiplantae; Streptophyta; Magnoliopsida; Myrtales; Myrtaceae. The record is from RefSeq and is a predicted model, not a curated record. The coding region runs from base 231 to 1643 and encodes 470 amino acids. The transcript has 3 exons.
AUUCGCUCCGCCAUGAAAGUGUCGGCGAGAGGGUCGCCGCGCGUAGGGGUAGCGGGAGAGUCGGAGGGCAAUGGCUUGAAGAAGACGGUCCUCAUCCCUUUCCUCGGCAUGUCUAUGUCUUCCUUUUAGGGAGAGAGAGAGAGAGAGAGAGAGAGAGAGAGUCUUUUACCAUAUUCCCAUCAACACGUUCAAAAAAAUUCACUAGAGUCAUCCCUUUUGGCCUCCCUCUCAUGGGGCUUCUCAUGUUAAUGUAUGCUUCAUCCAUCUUGUACCUCGUCUUCAUCGUAUGGAGAAAGAUUGACCAGAGGAGAGACAAGGACUGUUACAUCUUGGACUACCAGUGCUACAAGCCUACGGAUGACAGGAUGCUCGACACUGGGUUCUGCGGGGAACUGAUUCGGAGGACCAAGAAUCUUGGUCUCUUGGAGUACAAGUUCCUGCUCAAGGCCAUUGUCAGCUCCGGCAUCGGAGAGCAGACCUACGGCCCCAGGAUGGUCUUCGCCGGCCGCGAAGCCAAUCCCUCAUUGGCGGACGGGCUCGUUGAGAUGGACGAGUUCUUCCACGACAGCGUCCAGAAGCUCCUGGACAGGUCGGGAAUCGCUCCUUCGCAGAUUGACGUGCUCGUCGUGAACGUCUCGAUGCUGGCGUGCAUCCCGUCCCUGUCAGCCCGGAUCAUCAACCGCUACAAGCUGAGGCACGACGUGAAGGUGUUCAACCUCACUGGGAUGGGGUGCAGCGCGAGCCUCAUAUCGGUGGACAUCGUGCGGAAUGUCUUCAAGUCCUACAAGAACGCGAACGCCCUCCUUGUGACCUCGGAGUCGCUGAGCUCGAACUGGUACUGCGGCAACGACCGGUCCAUGAUCCUGUCUAACUGCCUGUUCCGGUCAGGCGGGUGCGUUAUGCUGCUGACUAACAACCGGGCCUUGAAGGGCCGCGCCAUGUUCAAACUGAAGUGCCUGGUUCGGACCCACCACGGGGCGCGGGACGAGUCCUAUGGGUGCUGCCUCCAGAAAGAGGACGACAAGGGCCUGCCUGGCUUCCACCUCGGCAAGACCCUACCGAAGGCGGCCACCCGGGCCUUCAUCGACAAUCUCAAGGAGAUUGCCCCCAAGAUCUUGCCGGCCAGAGAACUGCUCCGCUAUGGGGCGAUGACUCUAGUCCGGAAAAUGAGGCAGGGCUCGGCGAAACUAUCCGGGCCGAGGCCGGCGAUGGACUUCAGGACGGGGGUGGACCACUUCUGCAUCCACACGGGCGGGAAGGCUGUGAUCGACGGGAUCGGGGCGAACCUCCAGCUGAGCGAGCACGACCUCGAGCCGGCGAGGAUGACGCUGCACCGCUUUGGGAACACCUCGGCGAGCAGCCUGUGGUAUGUGCUGGCGUACAUGGAGGCAAAGAGGAGGCUCAAGAGAGGCAACAGGGUGUUCAUGAUCAGCUUUGGCGCUGGGUUCAAGUGCAACAGUUGCUUGUGGGAGGUGGUGAGGGACCUGGGAAAUGAGGAAGAAGGCAAAGGCAACGUUUGGGAGGACUGCAUUGAGAGCUACCCCUCAAAGAACUUGGUCAACCCUUUCAUGGAGAAGUAUGGUUGGAUCAACCAGGAGGAACCAAGCACCUUCAACACAGACUCCUUACUAAGAUAUAAUUGAAUUGAAUUAAAGAAGAAGAAGAAGCAGAAGAAGAAGAAGAAGAAGAAGAUUUGGUUUUCUCCCCCUUUAUCCUUUAGAUGAUUACUAUUUGCUCCACUACACUUAGUCGUAUUCUGUAUCUUUUUGGAGUAGUGUUGUUGAGUCCGAUUGGUGGAUUUUCAACUGCCCAAUAAGUUUAAACUGCUUAGUUCUUUACCAUAUGAAAAGAUAUAGCCAUCAUCUUCUCCUUGUACUCUUCUUGAUUAGGGCUUUAAUUGCUCUCUUUUGGAGUUUGCAUGUACACUAUGAUUUUCCCAAUCUUAGAGCUGUAAUUGGGUUUACAUAUUUACUGGUGUUGCUUCUGAAAGGAAUAAAAGGGUCUCAAGCGCAAU